AUGGGAUCUCGGGUCAAUGUCAGCCAGAUUAAUUCGCCGGAUGGUAUUAGAAUGGAGGAGGUAAUUCCGAAAUCCGAACCCAACCCUGAGGGUUCUUGCAGUUCAUCAGUCUCAACACCAGAACCAGAUGGUGAAACGGUCAUUCAAGAUGCUGCCCAUAGGCAAAAGCGUAAGGGAGGCCGAAAGCCCAUAUAUGCCACCUCUGAAGAGCGUAAGCAAAGGAAUAGGCAGGCGCAAGCCGCUUUCCGUGAGCGUCGCACCGAGUAUAUAAAGCAGCUGGAGACUACCAUCAAGCACAAUGAGGAGACUCUUCAGACAUUACAACAGAGUCACCGGAGCGCCGCUGACGAGUGUCUGAUGCUUCGCUAUAAAAACUCGCUGCUGGAGCGCAUUCUUCUGGAAAAGGGCAUCGACGUUCAGGCUGAGCUGUGUUUGAAAAAUGGCAGUCCCAAUCUGCCACCAGUAAAACCUGCUAGACAACCCAUAAGCCGAAAACCCCCCCUUUCACGAACCGCUAUGAACAGGCAGUCUGUCAAUCGUCACAAGGUCAGAAUGCCACAAAAGCUUGACCAAUCUAAUAUCCAUCAGGCACAUCGUGAGGAUUCCUAUACCAUGAGAUCCCCACAACUACAACCGACGCCUAAAUCUCAUGCCUCAUCGCCUUCUGCCGUCAAGUCGCCCGUCUUCGGCCUACAAAGCGGUAUGUCCCCACGCUGCGCAGAAAUCCAACCCCAGCUCCAACAUAAUAAUCUGCAGCCCCACCAACGACCGCCAAUAUUACCCCCGCUCGCCGGUUACAACAACAACAACGGUGGUACCAGCGCUCACCGUCCCAUUUCAGCUACCCCUUCCUAUCCCGCAGAUCAAACCACGGCUUCCUACCCGAACAUAUCCCCAGGUAGCCAGAUGAACCCAAGCCGGCCUGGCUCAGAACAGGAAUAUGACGCCCAAGUCGACAUGGACGAUGAUGAGCCGGACAAUGGUGGCGAUUCCGCGGAAGGCAUUUCGUACACGGUCGGCUACCAUGACGAGACAUCGAUCUCGUCUCGACGGGCUCAGCGGAAUGAGCAGCGGGCUGCUACUGCUAUUGCUGGCCAUAACGGCCAGAUGGAAUGCUUUGAACGGGGAGGUUCGUUCUUUGAUCACUUCGAUCCCAUGCUAGAUGCAGAUCCAUUUGGCUUGACGGCCAGCAUGCACUUCCAGACACCGUUCAGCUACGGUCAGAACCACGCACGGCUGUAA
Molecule: messenger RNA, 1242 nt
Organism: Paracoccidioides lutzii Pb01
Product: MEAB protein
Exons: 4
Coding region: 1-1242 (413 amino acids)
Cellular component (GO): RNA polymerase II transcription regulator complex
Molecular function (GO): transcription cis-regulatory region binding; DNA-binding transcription activator activity, RNA polymerase II-specific
Source: RefSeq, a predicted model, not a curated record